CCAAUCACAGCAGGCCGUCGGCAGUAAUUUAUUAUUUCAUUGGAAGGCGGUAAACGCUUUCAUCUCUGAUUAAUUUACAAGCAAGUGUUGUUAGACGUUUUGUAUCCUGUCCUGUGGGGCGGAAUUUUCAUUAAGUCAGUGCAAUGUGUUUUUUCAUGUUCAUAGCAUGAUUGGCAGCUGGAGAGCUAGCGCGAAGCGCGUAAGAAUUUUCUCGGCAUACCACUGGUCUUUUUCACUCUGGAGAUCAGGAGUAGCUGGUUGUGUGUAUUUUUUAAUGGAGUAAUGAACUGUUUAUUGUGAGCGAAUAUUUUCCCAUCAACAUGAAUUUGUCGGAUGAAAUGCUGACCACUCCUAAUGCCCAAUAUUUACAUCCAGAUUAUUUACAGCCUUUGCCGACCACCCUGGAUGCUAAGAAAAGUCCCUUGGCUCUGUUAGCACAGACUUGUAGCAGUAUUGGAAAGGAUCCGUCCCCGACAGGCAAAUCAAUAAUUCCACCAUUUGGUAAAAAAGAGUCCGAAAAGGGACAGGAAAAAUCCCAGACACCUGAAAAUAAAAGGUCUAGCUCUUCUAAUAGCAAACCAGAAUCCCAAACACGGGAUACAUCCAGCGAAAAACCCGGAUUUAGAACUGUUCCGUCGAAAGACGUACCACCCUUGGUUCCAAUAACUUCGCAGGAGAAAUCAAAGUCUCCGGUUAAUACCGUGAAAAAGUCUACAGAAUCCGCAAAAGUAUCUGUCUUAAAGACUUCCUCGCGCAGCUCUCCACCCUCUUCCACUAGUUCUCAAACAACAGCGCCAAGCAGCCGAGGAUCCGACACGGAGGCCGAACCUCGAGAAUCUACCACAAAAAGCCGAACUACACCGGAAACCUCCAUCUCGUCCAAGACGAAUCCAUACCCCUCUGUUCCGGGUUUUGCCGGUUUAUCUGGAUUCCCACAUCCUUAUCCUGGAUUCCCCUAUUUAGGACACGGACUUCCGGGUGAAUUGUCGUCUUCCAUUCCAUAUCCCUCAUCUCUUACCGCACAUGCUGGACUGUAUUCAUCUAGUAGUGCGGCAGCAGCAAUGGCUCUAGCUCAGAGUCAAGCGGCAGCCCUUAAACAUGCCUCGGCUCUGUCUUCCCCCUACGUCACAUACACCCGUGUUCGAACUCCUUCAGGGUCUACAACUCUGGUUCCCGUGUGUCGUGAUCCAUACUGCAGUAACUGUCAGCUAACUAUGCAAACUCAGCAUUUGUCUUCACAGUGUACUGCCCCAGGGUGUGCUCAAUGUGCGCAUGAAAAAUCCCUUCACAGUCUCAGUGGACUUGGAUUAGCAGGAUCAGUGCCGAUGCUGCCGGGAUUUCCGGCUUCGGCAGGUGCUUCUGGAUUACCAUCGCUACCAUCAUCACUUUCGUCUCUUUAUCCACCAGGAGCACUCGGAGCCCCUCAGGGACUACCCUUUGUGUGUAACUGGAUGGCUGGUACUGACUAUUGUGGAAAACGUUUCACUACUUCUGAAGAUCUAUUACAACAUCUCAGGACUCACACUUCUUCAACAGAAACUAGUUCAUUAGCCGCUGCAUAUGGAGGACUGUCGGUUUUCCCACCGUCCAUCAACCCCGUUUCGCAUCUCCCCACUCCUGGAGCUAUAAGUCCAAAUUCGAUCAGAAGAUCAUACCCCACUAGUCUUAGUCCAGUCAAUGGUUUGUUGGGAGCUAACAGAUACCAUCCGUACAAAUCUCCAGUGUUAUCCAGCCAAAGUGUUCCUCCUCUAGGACAUUACUACUCCCCAUAUGCACUUUACCAGCAACGAUUAGGAGCCGUGCCGUAAGAAGCAAAAUAUAGAAAUCCAUUAUUUUUUCUGUGUGCCAAUAAUGUGCAAAAUGGGAGUUUGACAGUGCUAUAUGUGGAAUGCGUUAGAAUUUUGUGUUUAUUUAUGACCAAAUUUUAGAUAUAAUAUAAGAAAUGUUUUGAUAUUUUUGCAUUAAAUAUGGAAUAAUUCAA
This is a messenger RNA of Ostrea edulis (European flat oyster), 1981 nucleotides long. Its product is annotated as zinc finger protein Noc-like. The coding region runs from base 321 to 1808 and encodes 495 amino acids. The record is from RefSeq and is a predicted model, not a curated record. NCBI's taxonomy places the organism in Eukaryota, Metazoa, Mollusca, Bivalvia, Ostreida, Ostreidae. The transcript is spliced from 2 exons. Gene Ontology annotation, biological process: negative regulation of DNA-templated transcription. Gene Ontology annotation, cellular component: nucleus.